Ruditapes philippinarum (Manila clam) is the source of this 5367-nucleotide messenger RNA. RefSeq names its product heat shock 70 kDa protein 12A-like. The coding region runs from base 111 to 1844 and encodes 577 amino acids. The record is from RefSeq and is a predicted model, not a curated record. The transcript has 9 exons. NCBI's taxonomy places the organism in Eukaryota, Metazoa, Mollusca, Bivalvia, Venerida, Veneridae. Gene Ontology annotation, molecular function: ATP-dependent protein folding chaperone; ATP binding.
UUACACAUCUUUCAUUUAACAAUUUACCCUCUUCACCGAAAGAAGUAAGGUUGAGACGGGCAACAAGUUCAGACAAUUUUACAGACAAUUCUUGAUUAAGUUUUAUAAUAAUGUCAAAGCCUCUAGUUGUGGCAGCAAUCGACUUCGGAACAACUUUUUCAACAUGCGGAUUUUCGUUCAGACAUGCAUAUGAAUCUGAUCCAACAAAUAUCACGGCAAAACAAUGGACAGGAUUGAAGUCGGCUGUAUCACUAAAAGGACCAACAUCAAUUUUGAUCAAUCCUGAUGGGCAGACAAUUGAUAGUUUUGGUUUUGAUGCUGAAGAUAAGUAUGCCGAACUUGUAGAAAAAGGUCAACAAAAUGACUGGUACUUCUUCGAGAGAUUUAAAAUGCAGCUGUAUGACAAAAUUGGGAUCCAAAAUGAUUUUACAGUUAAAGAUGCAAGUGGUAAAUGUCUGAUGGCAAAGACUGUGUUUUCAUUGUCUAUAAGGUACUUUAAAGAUGAUUUAAUAGACAUGAUGUCAGAGAAACAGAUUUUAGUCGGAGACUUGACAGAAAAUGUUAUAAUGUGGGUUUUAACAGUUCCUGCAAUAUGGAAUGAUACAGCUAAGCAGUUUAUGCGUGAAGCUGCCGAAAAUGCAGGCAUAAAGAAUGAGCGUCUCAUCAUAGCUCUUGAACCUGAAGCUGCAUCUGUUUAUUGUCGUUUACUUCCAACAACGAGAAAUCAGGACUCCGUCGGGCAAUUACCAAGCGGUAGUAAAUAUAUGAUACUAGAUGCUGGAGGAGGAACGGUUGACAUAACAGUGCAUGAAACUACGCAAAGUAGUGAACUCAAAGAAAUAUACAAGGCUAGUGGAGGAGACUUUGGUGGUACAAUGGUUGACAAAGCUUUCGAGGAGUUUAUCUCUGAAAUUUUGGGUAGUGAUGUAAUGCAAACGUUAAAAGAAGAGGAAGUAGGAACAUAUCUGGAAUUGAUGAGAAACUUUGAAGUCAAGAAGAGAUUAACAAAAAAGGACAAACAAGUAAUAAUGUACAUACCUACGUUCUUGACAAAUGUUCCGGAAGAAGAAAGAGAUGAAUAUUUUAAUAAUAAAAUAUCCGAGGCAGGCUACGAUAAGAACAAGGUUAGCAUAACACGUGACAAACUGAAACUUCAUUCAGAUGUCAUUAAAGGUUUUUAUCAAAGGUCUCUGGACAAUAUAACGGAUCAUCUGACUUUCCUACUUCAAAAACCGGAACUAAUUGAUUGUGAUAUAUUACUAAUGGUAGGUGGAUAUUCAGAGUCGCCUUUGCUUCAGCAACGUAUCAAAGAGACAUUUCCAAACAUGAAAAUCGUUGUACCAUCAGAUGCUGGGUUGGCUGUGCUAAAAGGCGCAGUGAUAUAUGGCCACAACACUACCGUGAUUGCACAGAGAGUUUGUAAAUAUACAUAUGGAAAUGGCUCUGCGCAUGAAUGUAGCCCUGAUUGUGAUCAUCCGCCUACAAAAACGUUCUAUGCAAACGGUGUUAAAUUGUGUGCUGAUUUAUUUUUUGCGCAUGUUCAUGAAGGGGAUGUUAUUCAACUUGGUGACGUACGCGAAGUACAUCAAUUUUGGCCAAUCGUACCAUGGCAAACGGAAAUAUAUUUUCCUAUAUACUGUACAAAAGAGCGAGAUCCUCCGCUAGUGACGAGUCCAGGUUGUGUAAAAUUAGGAUACGUUAUCUUACCAAUACCUGAUACUACUGGUGGGUGUUCCCGAACCAUUGAGUUGAGUUUUCUGUUCGGUGGAACAGAAAUAGAAGUUAAAGCGAAAGACCCAAGACACGGAACAUUUAGGAAAGUGAAAGUUUCGUUUUGGGGAUAAUUUAAAGUGUGUAGCUACUGAAAGAAGCUUUUGCGUCAUUGACAAACACUCAUCACAGAAAAUGGCUGACAGAAUUGACUGCUAUUGAAGUACAGCAUUUAUUUUUUUGCUUUGCUUUUUACCUUUUAAUGUCGGGUUUCUUUUACGUUUAUGGACUUUACUGUAUGAGCGGAAAAUGGGUAACUAGUUUAUCAAAUAGAAUAUACAGGUGUAUAUAUAGAGAGAGAAAAUAAACAAGUAUGUUGUAAUCUUGAAAAAUCUGUAUGAUUAUAUGUUUAACUUUUUUAGUUAUAAACACUAAAGUCAGGUACAAACUCUACAGAACAACACGAUUUUGGAAACAGAUAUUUUUGCUGCUGCUGAAAGGCAUUCCUCUAAAAGAUUUUAAAGAAAUUGUGAAGUAUUUUCUUUGUUAUAAUUGAAACUGUAAGUUUAAAGAGGAUAUUGCUCUACAGCAUUCCGCUCUGCCGAGGUCAAACUGUAGAGAUAAUUUGUCAAAAAUGAAAGGUCAAUUAUGCUACAUGAAUUUUUUGUCAUUAAAAAAUGCUUUAAUGGACAUUCCCUGAAUUAUACUCGGGUUUUUUAGGAUUGUCCUUUUUCAAUAUCAAUUAACUUUUAAUCUGUAUACAUAUAUUUCGCAUAAACAAAGUACACACCUGUAUAAAAGAACACCAUAUCACAUGCGUAGUAGCUGACAUUUACAACAGUAAGCAGGCUAUCCGAUACGAUCGAGUAGUUUCUUUCUUCUCAAUAAUAAUCAUCCAGUUAAAAUUCAGACUUUGAAAAUAUACAAAAUUAAUUAAUUUAAUUAUUCAAACGGUCUAAAACAAUAUGACGAUAGUAUUUUAGAUUUUAUUAUCGUGAUUGUUAAUGUUAAAAUGCUAUUUCAUUCGUUACCAGUAGUUACAAAAUUCAAAAGGCCAUCAUUUUCUUACCGUGUAAGCUGGUAAUUAAUUGAGGGCUUUGACCGAUUGCUUGCAUCUACCAAGGCCGUCAAUUUUAUAGUUAUUUAUUACAAUACUUCCAUUUUUUUCUAUUUUAAAGAUUGCAGCUUGGUUGUAAAAUAUUACAUGUUACCUUAAAUAAAUAAAUAACGAUGUUUAUUCACAAAAUGUUUGAUUUGUUUACAUCAGAUUAACACUAUGGUAGUAAAUUGGAAGUGCUUACAUUAUCUAUUAUCUUUAUGAUAUUUCUGUAUCCGAAGAGAUCAAACUCUCGUUAGCUAUUGCUAGUUGUUAUAUUUAACCGAAUUUUCGUCCUUUGCAUGACUGAGGACCUGUAAACGGUUUCAAUAAUCACCUUGAAAAGUUGAGGAGAAAUGAACUUUAUAAUUUUAUAAUUUCAACGUUAUGUCCAACCACAGCUUGUGGACGAUUUCAACAAAUACUUUCGAAGUUACUAACGCCUGUUCAGUUUUCAUUCUCUUUCAUAUUCACAUGGCGAAGUAAUACUUUUAAAUAUCCUGAAAAAGCGGUAUGCGUCGAAACCUUUGCUUCUAAAAGUGGAUAUAUUUAAAGUACUAUACAAAAUAUAAAAUAAUCACGUUAUGUCAAGCGUAUAGUGCUUAAGUCAUGGAUAUAUUGUAUGAAUUAUUUAUAAAUAGCAAAGCAGUAAAUUGUUUAAGUUGCGUAUUCUGUCGUAUCAAAAUUGAGCAAACAAUGUAUAUCAGUCAAGAUAUGGCAUACUUUGAAUUAGAUAACGCAUACUCAUCUUAUAUCUGACCUAUAGAUUACUUCAGACCUAUGAUGAGAUAAACGUCUUAAAUGUGAGCAAUAAACACGUAUACUUGGGUAAAAUAAGUAAGACCACCGAGGGCUCAAAGUCCAAUACGCCGAUAGGUAAACAGGCGAUAGCAAAGUCGCUUCUGUAUGCUACAGGCAUCUCCACAUAAUUUCAAUUUUCGGUAUGUUAAUGUCUCGAUUAUAAUGUUAUAAAAUGACCGCCUAAUUACAAACAAACAUUUAUAUUUAUUUAGUACUUUGUUAUCUUUGAAUUUUGUAAUUUAUAUUAGGUACACUUACAAAUAAAUCAUAGUAAUAUACUUUAUAACUGAAGUGACUUCAAAUGAACUUUCUGAAAACAUUUCCAUUUUUUCUUCCACUGAUACAUGAAUACAUAAAAAUUGAAAUUCUUAGUUUACGCAAUUGGUACACUGAAACGGACUAUCUUGCAAAACUUAACACAGAAGUUUAUUAAGAAUUUGAAUAAAACGUAUUGUGCGAUUGUUAUCCUGCAUAAUGCAAAAUUCUGAAAACGAGUUAUGGGUCCAGACUAACAUCAAAUGCAACACACAUCUGGAAAAAGAGUCAAGUCCCUUCUUGCAAAAACAUUUUUGCUUUUAAGGUUUUAAUCCAUGACAUAUGUUCUUACAUCAAUAAGUUCAUUUUCUUUUUACAUUGUAAUGUAAACAUAUGUCAAUAAAAUUCAACAGGGAAGGGUGACAUUCAAUGAAAGCAUCCCCAAGAAAAUACAGCAAAGCAAGACCAUCGACACGGAGUCAAGCAAGUGGCAUUCAACUUAUUGAUACAUCCCACCUUACAACAUAUGUAUUAAGCUCAUAUCAGUGUCACAUAAAAUGCCCCUUAAUAACUUGAUUAUUAUCUAAUCAUUUAUGGUUUAAAUAUCUAUCAUUUACUUUAUACCAUCUUCACCGCAAGAAGUAAUAGUUGAGACGAACGACAAGUUCAAAGAUAAUGUUACAGACCUUUCUUGUUUAAGAUUUAUGACAAUGUCUAAUCCUCUAGUAGUGGCAGCAAUCGACUUCGGAACAACUUUUUCAACAUGCGGAUUUUCGUUCAAACAUGAAUAUAAAUCUGAUCCAACAAAGAUCACCGCAAAACGCUGGACAGGAUUGAAGUCUGGCGUAUCUUUAAAAGGACCAACUUCAGUUCUGAUCAAUCCUGAUGGACAGACGGUUGAUAGUUUUGGUUUUGAUGCUGAAGAUAAGUAUGCCGAACUUGUAGAAAAAGGUCAACACAGAGACUGGUACUUCUUCAAGAGAUUUAAGAUGCAGCUUUAUGACAAAAUUGGGAUUCAAAAAGAUUUCACAAUAAAAGAUGCAAGUGGUAAAUUUCUGAUGGCAAAGACUGUGUUUUCACUGUCUAUAAGGUACUUUAAAGAUGGUCUACUAAACAUGAUGUCAAGUUUCGACGGACACUUUACAGAAAAUGCUAUAAAGUGGGUUUUAACAGUUCCUGCAAUAUGGAAUGAUACAGCUAAGCAGUUUAUGCGUGAAGCUGCCGAAAAUGCAGGAAUAAAGAAUGUGCGUCUCACCAUAGCUCUUGAACCGGAAGCUGCAUCUAUUUAUUGUCGUUUACUUCCAACGACGAGAAAUCAGGAUUCCGUUGGACAAUUAGAAAGCGGGAAAAAAUACAUAAUACUAGAUGCUUGUAUACUUGUAUAUAGCUUUUCUAUAUGGUCAAGGUUUUCAGUGAAACCUAUUCAAAAAUAGUUUAUUACCAAACAUCAAAAUGUGUUUUUCAAAUAACCUAGGCAUUUUUAAUAUAAUAAUGAAUAUCCUUGC